Dreissena polymorpha is the source of this 656-nucleotide messenger RNA. RefSeq lists its product as uncharacterized. The record is from RefSeq and is a predicted model, not a curated record. The transcript has 6 exons. Lineage: Eukaryota; Metazoa; Mollusca; Bivalvia; Myida; Dreissenidae. The coding region runs from base 46 to 501 and encodes 151 amino acids.
UAGAUAUUAGCCCGUCCUGGAAACUUGAUUGGAUAUUUGAUUAAGAUGAAUUUUCAUAUAAUAAAUCAUAAAAUGGCAGACCAGGUCCCAGGACGACGAAGACAACUUAGUCACGUGGCGGUUUCAGAAGAAGCGAUGAACGAGGCUAAAAAGAAAAUGGCAGACCAGGUCCCAGGACGACGAAGACAACUUACUCACGUGGCGGUUUCAGAAGAGGCGAUGAACGAGGCUAAAAAGGCACAAGAACACCUUAACAGCUUCUUCAAGAAAGUGUCUGAGCAAGGGAUUAUACCUGUGACUGGAGAUGACAAUGAUAAGGAAAAAGAACAACUUCAAGAAAAAGAGGACCUAAAGGUUCAGAACAGAAAAUUAGGAGAUGAAAUCUUAGAGCUCAAGAAAAAACAAUUCAAAGAUGGCGGCAAUCACAUCUUGAUUGCUUUAUUCAACCGUCCGUUGAACCGGAUUGUAAUCGCUUCGAGGUUAAACAACACCGACAGCUAAUUAGUGUUAAUCUGUUGUGUAAUGUCGAUAAAUGUGUGAAAAACUCGUGUGUCAGUGUUUAUUACAUGUAUUCCCUAUCAGAGCGGUUUGGUGUGCUAAUUUCAAUAAGUUAAGUGCAAACGGAAUAAUUAUAAAAUUAAAGUUGUUCAAAACGA